UCCAACAUUGUUCCGCGCGAGUUAGCAGGCUGGCUCGCGCCCGCACCACAAGAAACUUUUAAAACCUCGCGUGUAUUUUUUAAAAACUUUCCACAAACUCAGGAUUAUGAGAUUAAUCUCACUCUAACGGGUCGCACGGAGGAGUUUUAUUCCAUUUUCAAUGGGAGUUUGGUGUGACGUGAAGUUCUUUCCGCAGCUUCAUUCCCAACAGGUCACGGGGAGUUGGGGCAGGAUGGACGUCUGCAGCGUGAUUGGAUCGGAUUAAUCUGACGCUCCUCUCGAUGUGGACUGUGUGGAGGUGAAACCAUGGCGACAGGUUGGAGGAACGAUGAGGAUGAGGCGGGGUACGGCGUUACCACCCUGCUGUGUGAGGACGUGUGUGAGCAGGCGGAUCCUCUGGCGUCCAUGUUGCAGGGGGAAGACGAGGCGUUCUCGUGGCCCGGCCCGAAGACGGUGCGGUUACGGCGGACGAACCAGGGCUUCGGCUUCACGCUGCGUCACUUCAUCGUCUACCCGCCAGAAUCCGCCGUACAUUCCACUUACAAUAAGGACGAGGACGCGGAUCACAGAGGACGAGCGAGGAACAGACUGGAGCCCAUGGACACCAUCUUUGUGAAGCAGGUUAAGGAGGGGGGGCCUGCACACGGAGCCGGGCUCUGCACAGGAGACCGCAUCGUGAAGGUGAACGGAGAGAGCAUCAUCGGGAAAACCUACUCGCAGGUCAUCGCUGUCAUCCAGAACAGUGACACUUAUCUGGAGCUGAGCGUGAUGCCUAAGGAUGAGGACAUACUACAGCUGGCGUACUCGCAGGAUGCCUACCUUAAAGGUCAUGACGCCUACAGUGGAAACGCUCGCCACAUCCCUGAGCCUCCUCCCGUAUGUUACCCCCGAGUAGACUGUAAACCCCUCGGGAUGGCCGAGGCCACGGAAUCCACCGCCUCAGGGGCGUCAGAUUUGGGAUAUCGCGUGGAAAUUCCCGUACCCCCUUCGCCUCCGCCGAGGAUCCCGAAGACUCAGACGGCGGUGUGCGUGUGCAACGAGAGUGUCCGGACGGUCGUGGUGCCGGCGGACGUCCACGUGGGUCACGUGGUUCCAGGGGAAUACGCUCACGUGGGUCCGGAUCCUAUGCUGAUGCGAACGAGAUCGUACCUUCAUCCGCGCAAGCCCGACCUUUAUUCGCAAGGUUACCAUGGAGAUUCGUAUGCCGUCCCACCGCCUCGUUUUCUUCCGUCUUCUUCCAGCGUCUCUCCGGCUUCCCAUCAAAAUAUCGACUGGCGGACUUAUCAGACCUACAGGGAGUACAUCGACCACAAAGGCCUCCACGCGUACAGCCGGACCAUCCAGGAGCGCCUGGACAGCUUGCGUGCCGCCGCUGCCGCUUCUCAGACCUCUUCGAACUUUACGCAGAGUAAAGCCGCCUGGGGCAACAAUAAAAUUCGGCGCAGGAGUACGUCGCACGAACGGUCCUAUCAAGGACCCCCUAUGCUUCCUCCUCGCAGUGCCUCCCAGGAUCGGAUGACCGGGUUGGAAAGAGCGUCCCGAGCUCAAGACUGGCCUCCUCGGAGCGCCUCCUCAGACGGGAUCCUCCGGAACACCCGGUUUCAUUCCGUGGACUACCUCGAGCACGGUGACGUUCCUCUUUGGCCCGUCGAUCGGAGAGGUUACGUCAGGGCGGAGCAAGGACCCCGCCCCAAUCGGCAGCCCGUUCCCCAGAGACCCGUCGUGUAUCCGCGUUCCUACGGAAACGGCGUCCGAGAGAGAGCCAGUCCGCAUCAGCUGAGCUGUAGAACGGACAUCCCGCCCCCUGCGGUCACUUCAGACAGAAUUACGCGUGGCGCCAAAAAUCAGCCAAAGGAUUCGCAGGCGGGUAAAGACCAAAGACUUUUGAGUAAUUACGUUCCUGUUUCGGCGGCCGGGCAGCAAGCCAGGACUCGCGCCGAGACCCUGCAGAGUCCGGAGACGGUCAAAGAGGUGUCGGUGGGACAGAGGUCCACCUCCUGCUCUGUGCCCACGCCCCAGAGGCAGGCGCAACCUGGAGCGCAGAGGGCGCACCUGUGGGAUCUCAAGGGAUUACCGGUGAACGGGUGCAGCCCGGUGGAGGGCGUGGUGAUGCGAGAGAAACCCUCGGGGGGGAAGGGCACGCCGCUACGCCACCCGUCCUACAUCCAGGCGCAGGAGCAUCAAGACUCCCUGUUCGGCUCUUCUGACCUGAACGAAUCGCUCGACUCCAUCCCCUUCAUCGACGAGCCGGCGAGUCCGAGCGUGGAUCGGGACGCCGGUCACAUCCCUGCGUCGGCGGUGAUCUCCUCGGCUCAGAGUGUGACGGCCGACUCAGACACGCCCAGCCCUCAUCUGCGCAGACAGCUGUCUCACGACCAGGAAUCUCUCAGAAGUGCUAUUCUGGAGCAAAGUGGGAGCAAAACGGAGCGCUCCAAAUCGUAUGAUGAGGGUUUGGACACAUACAGGGAGGACGGCCGACGGCGUUCCAGUAAGCCCAGUCUGAAGGUCUUCAGGAGGGCUCUCGAUGGUCACAAGUCGUCAGAUGACUCGAGCUCCAGGAGAGACUCCAGCUCCGACAUCUUCACGGACUUCCGUAAGGAGGGCUGGCUGCACUUCCGUCAGCUCAACACCGACAAGAACAAACGUGUGGGUGGAGGCAUGCGAACAUGGAAGCAGAUGUACGCGGUGUUGCGGGGGAACUCGGUCUUCCUUUACAAGGACAGGAAGGAGGCUCACGUGCACUCGCAGCUGGACGACGAGCCGCAGCAGAUGAGCAUCAAGGCGUGUCUGAUCGACAUCGCGUACAGCGACACCAAGCGCAAGAACGCCUUCCGCCUCACCACGUCCGACUACAAGUACCUGUUCCAGGCCGAGAGCCGCGACGACAUGCUGUCCUGGAUACACGCCAUUCAGGAGAACAGCAACCUGGACGACCAGAACACCGGCGUAACGAGCACCGACCUGAUCAACAGGAAGAUCAAAGAGUACAUCUCUAUGAGCGCCCCUACGAGUAAGACGGAACCUUCACCGAAAGUUUUGCGACAGUCUCUGAGCAUCAAACACACACUGCUGGGGGUGGCGGGGGGCAGGAGUCAGAGCACACCCUCUCCCCGGAGCGAGCAGGACAGGAGCAGCAGAGACGACUCGAGUCCGCCGCGGGACAGAGCCACCUGGAAGAGAGGGAUCCCGGGGCUGAAGAAGAAGACGGCGCAGGAGAAGAAACCCGUGGCGGGCGUGACGUUCGGAGUGCGACUGGACAACUGUCCUCCUGCGCACAACAACCGGUUUGUGCCCCUAAUAGUGGACGUGUGCUGUAAGCUGGUGGAGGAGCGCGGGUUAGAGUACACCGGGAUCUACAGGGUCCCAGGAAAUAACGCCGCCAUCUCCAGCAUGCAGGAGGAGCUAGACACCAGGGGCGUGGCCGACCUCGACCUGGAUGACGACAAAUGGCGGGAUCUAAACGUGAUCUCCAGUUUACUUAAAUCGUUCUUCAGGAAGCUCCCAGACCCUCUGUUUACUAACGAGAAGUACUCGGAUUUUAUAGACGCUAAUCGGACGGAGGACGGCGUGGAGCGACUAAAAGUGCUGAAGAGACUGAUCCACGAGCUUCCUGAACAUCAUUAUGAAACCCUGAAGUUCCUCUCUGCACACCUGAAGACCGUCUCUGAGAACUGUGAGAAGAACAAGAUGGAGCCGCGUAACCUGGCGAUCGUGUUUGGCCCGACGCUGGUCAGAACCUCUGAGGACAACAUGACUCACAUGGUCACCCACAUGCCGGAUCAGUACAAGAUCGUCGAGACACUCAUUCAGCAGUACGACUGGUUCUUCUCAGAGGACGGAGAGGAGGAGCCUGUAGUGUCUGCGGAGCAGGAGAGCACGGUCCAGUCUCAGCCCGUCCCCAACAUCGAUCACCUGCUGAGCAACAUCGGGCGCACGGCGGCCUCUCCUGGUGACGGCUCAGAUUCAGCCACCAGUGACUCUGCCAGAUCAAAGCAGGGCUCCUGGGGCUCGGGUAAAGACCAGUACAGCAGAGAGCUCCUGCGCUCGUCCAUCUUCGCCAGUCGCAAGCGCAAAAAACCCAAAGACAAACCUCAGAUGAGCAGCUCGGAGGAAGACCUGGACGCCAGCUUCUCCAGGGCGGAGCUUCGGGACGUGAUCGCGCCGAGCGACAGGCGCAACGAGGAGGUCGAGAACGAGGCGCGAGUGCGUGAGCUUCUGGAGAAGUCCGACGACGUGGAUCAGAGAUCUGAAAAGAGCGUUGACGUCCGGACCGAGUUCAAAUCCGACAUUCUGCCCCUGAAACCGCCGCAGUUUGACGAGUCGACCGGCGAUUCCCAGAAAAAACACCGCACGCAGAGAGAGAGGGAAAUGCAGCGGCAGAAUUCGUUCUCGGAUCCGCCGUCGAUGUCGUACGACGAGGGCUGCGUCUCGGACCUGGGAACGCUGAACAGCACGAGCUCGCAGGCGUCCGGCCCCAGAGUCAGGAAGGGCAGGAUUCCGGCCCCCUGGAUGGAGAACGUCGGAGCGGAGGUGUGCUCCAUCACGUCGGACUACUCCACCACGUCCUCCAUGACCUUCCUGACGGGGAUCGAGUCCACCGCGCUGAGUCCGGCCCACGACGCCGACGACGAGCGGAGCGAGCUCAUCAGCGAGGGCAGAAACAUCGACUCGGACAGCGAGAGCAACUUGUCCGUGUUUGUACUCGCCAGAGACGACGGCGCGUCCGAUGACGUUUUAUCCGUGCGAGAAGGUGGCGGGGUCACACCCUUCCCGAGCUCCCCCGGCCUCCUGGUUUCGCAGCGUAUCGUCGCCGGCGACACACUAGCGCGAAAGAGAGGGAGUCGGCAAAAAACAGACAGCGAGUCGUCGACGGACGGUGACAAGGAGUCGAGGAUCUCCAAAAUGCUGGACGUAGUCAAGGCGAAAAACGGCGGCAGCGAGAACGAACCCAUGUGGCGGAUCAAAAUCACCGAUCGCCUCAAGUGUCGACUCCGAGCCUCCGCAGACGACAUGUUCGGCGUCGGGUCACAGCGCACGAGGUCCCCAGAGACGCGCAGCAAGCGUAAGACCAACAUACGGCGCCGGCACACCAUGGGCGGCCAGAGAGACUUCGCGGAACUCUCGGUCAUCACCGGGGCAGAGCUCUCCGCCAUGGACCGCCUGAAACCCAAGUGCAGCUCGCAGGACUUCUCCAUCACGGACUGGAUUGUCAGAGAGCGGCAUCGCACGAGCAACCCGGAGGUCAGCCUGGAGAAUUCGGACCUGUUCUCCUCCCGGGCCUCAGGGUCCAGUCUGGGGGUGUUAAACGGAGAGGCGGCGGCUCAGCUCAAGGGUUUCAGUCUGGCCUCCGACGCUCAUCCACACAAACUGUCCGGGGUGCAGGUGGUGCGAUCGCGCUUCUAUCAAUACCUGUGAACGGAUGGAUGGAUGGAUGGAUGGAAUUCUCAUAUGGACUUGUGUGUGUGUGUGUGUGUGUGUAAGGUACUUCAUACAGCGAGUUAUUUUUUUAUACGUCAUGAUGAAAAGUGAAGAAUGACGGUACUGACGCGGCUUCCUGUCAGUCAGGAGGAGGAGUGACAUGCCGUUUGUUCUUCUCCCUCUGACUCACAGUAGCGGCUUUUUAAAUAUUUCUGUCUCCGUCUAAAAAAAAAAAAAAAACUAAAUACGAUGAAUUCUGAUCCGACUCGAGGUCUCGGGUGAAGAGGAGUGUCUCUCACCGUUAGACCUGACGAAGCCCUGGUGUCGCUGGACGGGAUGACGAUCUCAUGAUUCCACUGGAGUAAAGCUGGGAGAGAGGGGGGCAGGGGGGGGGGGACGUCCUGAUGAUGAUGAUGGAGGGAGGGGGAUGGGGUGGUGAGAAUAAUGAUGGGGGAUGAAAGUGAUUUCUGCAAAGCUUUUCAAGACGACUUGUUCUCGCAAGUGUAAGAAGGUCUCAACCAAAAUGAAGAAUGUAUCUAAUCUCUAAUUUGUGCUGUUCCUCUUUUUAUUAUUUGUACAUAGCCUUUGUUUUAACUUACUUGAAAUUUCUGUAGUGUUUUUUUUUUUCUUUCUUUUUUUUAAAGUAUGUAAUUAAGACGCCUCUGAUUUUCUCUGUCAAGCGACCAUCAUCGAAAAAGGUAAAAAAAAAUCAAAGGAAAAUAAAUUCGGAAUGACAAUAAAUUCCCGGUGCUAAUUCCCACCUCUGUUUCCUGGUGGCGCUGGUAACUCAUUUCCAUUCAGCUCCAACAGAGGGCGCUGUUUUGCCUUUUAAAGCGAUAUUGUUACUUUUAGUUUUUUAGCGUAAUCUCCGUCUCCGCUGCACGGUUCAGACUAAAUCAGAAACGUUUCCCUGCGUCGAGAAACAGAUCGAUGUGCUGGAUGUACACCACUACAGCCUCACACAGCGUGAAAGCUGAUUGUUCUCCGUCUGCACCCGACGCAGAGCCCCGAUUUUACCCACUUUUUAAUUUAGAUUUUUCACAAUUCUGUGCAAAUACGUAUGUUUGCACACAAAGCUACACAAUCUCAGAUUCAGUUUCACAUAAAAAUGGAAAACAACUUAACAGUAUAAACAUUUACAACCUGCUGUUAAAUGUGUAGAGGACGUAGCGGAGCACGCUGGUGCCCCUAGUGGGUGGACGGAGCAAGUACAGUUAGCACAAUUUCCUAAUCUUAGGAGUGUGCACCUUAAAAUCAGCUGAUAAAAAAAAAAACAGGUAACGCCCACAAGUGAUCAACUGUAAGUGACAUAAAAAAAAAAACAGCUGGCGUUUUAACAAAAGUUUACCAAAACACAUUUGUGUUAAAGUUUAUUCUAUAACAAUAUUAUUGAAACUGAAACUCCGGUUUGUUUCUCAUCGUGAGGAAAUGUGACGCAUUCCUCGAUCACUCGGAGAUCGUUUCCCUCCGCGCAGCAGCGAGGCUUUAGUUCUCUUAGAACCUCAAAACCUCAGCGCCUCGGCGUCUCUUAAAGUCUGG
Messenger RNA from Clarias gariepinus (North African catfish), 6957 nucleotides. It is a transcript of the gene arhgap21b, whose product is annotated as Rho GTPase activating protein 21b. NCBI's taxonomy places the organism in Eukaryota, Metazoa, Chordata, Actinopteri, Siluriformes, Clariidae. The coding region runs from base 307 to 5415 and encodes 1702 amino acids. The record is from RefSeq and is a predicted model, not a curated record. The transcript is spliced from 25 exons. Gene Ontology annotation, biological process: signal transduction. Gene Ontology annotation, molecular function: protein binding.